This is a messenger RNA of Choloepus didactylus (southern two-toed sloth), 2874 nucleotides long. It is a transcript of the gene TMEM221, whose product is annotated as transmembrane protein 221. The record is from RefSeq and is a predicted model, not a curated record. The coding region runs from base 1265 to 2080 and encodes 271 amino acids. The transcript has 3 exons. NCBI's taxonomy places the organism in Eukaryota, Metazoa, Chordata, Mammalia, Pilosa, Megalonychidae.
AGCUACUCCGCCUGAGUCCUCCCCGGUCAGUGAACUAUGAUGACCCUUUCAAGGGUGACUGGAAAUAUUUGAGACCUGGAGUAAAAUCAAACUAAAAUUGAAUAAAUAUGUAAUGGAAUCAGGCUCCGCGGCAGCUUCAUCGUUGGCUAAAUCUCUGAUGAGCUUAGUGCGGAAACAGAAUCUGCGUUCAAAUCGCAGCCACACACUCCCUCGGAGCGUGACGCUGCUCUGUGCCUCGGUUUCCCCUUCCGUAAAUGGGACCAUCACCGAAACCCCUCGUCGAGCGUUCCGAGGACUGCCGGACGCAUGCGCACACGGGGCUCCGGGACGGUUGGCCACUGUCAGUACAAUAAAAUGUUCUUUUCUUUAAAAAAUAGUUGUUGCUUUAGGUUUUUCAGCUUCCCAAGAAUUCCCAAGUAUUCUUGUAUGCUGAGAACACAUAUCAUUUCAUACGCAAAAUUACAACAGUAUUUUCGAAAACUAUUUUAACAACAAAUCCGUAUUUAAUAUAGGGGGUGCAUGUGGUACCUGGGGGGCCCCGGGGACUCCUGGGGAGAGGCAACACAUAAGAUACACAGGACUGGGGCCAGACAUGCAAAAAUAUGCAAACGAGAUGUAAAUCAUGCACACGUGCGCCCAGACCCUCGCCCCCAUCCCCUGGGUUUGCCUGCGGGGUCAGCUUUCCAAAAUGAAGCUGGGCACCCCAAACCAGAGCGUCACCCCCUGAAACAAGGGGUGGAGCCAGGCCAUGGUGUCUCUGACCCCUGCCAGCCCUGACAAAUAAACCCUGACGGCCGAGACAGGCCAUAAUGACUGUGGCCACUUUAGCUGAUUGUCCCUUUCUGAGGUUCAGCGUGUGACCCCGUGUGACCCCGGCAGGGCCAGCCGGGCCCCAGGCCUGGCGCAGGGUCUUCCGUGUUUCCGUAAAAGCCCGAAGGAUUGGCGGGGUCCGUGGGCUGGUGCCAAAUAACAAAGUCAGUUGUUUUCAAAUUCAUUCAAAAUUCUUUUUUUUAGGCCACGAUAGAGCAGGUGCUCAGCGGCUGUGGGCGCGCCCCGCUCCGGCCGCCCCGCCCCGCCCCGCCCCGCAGGGCCCGAGGGCGGGAGGAGCCGCGGGCUGCGGGCUCGGGGCCGGGAGGGAGGACGCGGCCCGGGUUCUCUGCGCUUCGGCGCCCCCGCCGCGCCCCGAGCCCCGACUGGCGACCCCCCGACAGCCCCCCCACGCCUCCAGACACCCCCUUGCCGCCCUGCACCUGGCGCUCCCGCUAUGGCCGGCUCGUACGGCGGCCGGGUGCUGGCCGCAAUGACCCUGCUGGGCAUCCCCGCGGCCGCACUGGCCGUGCUGGGCGCGCAGCUGCUGUUCCAGCUGCAGGCGGGACGCGCCGAGCUGCGGGGCCCGGAGGGGCUAGGGGCCGGCCCGGGGCUGCCCGAGGACGCGGCCGGGGCGCUGCUGCCUCUCGCAGCCGCGCUGGCCGUGCUCGCGCUGGUCCUGGGCCUCGGCUGCUUGCUGCUCACGGCGCUCUGCGGCCACCUGAACGCCGAGCUGGCGCGGGGACCCGGACCCGGCAGGUCCGACUUGUUCCUCUACGACAGCCGUCUGCUGAGGCACGUGGCCCUUGGCCUCUUCUGCUGCGGGGUCUCCGUCUACUUGGCAGCACUGUCCAUCUAUGCCCUGCUGCUCUUCGAGAUUGAGACGGGCGUGGCAGCAGCCACCAUCCUCGGCGUGGGCAUCCUGGCGCUGCUGGCUGCCCUGACCCACGGUCUGCUCCGGGCCGCCCGCACUGCCCGCCGCGGCCUCCACGAGCUGUCCCCACCGCCCCCUGAGGAGGACUCCAAGGCCAGCCCUGGGGCUCCACCGCAGCAGGGUACCCACCACCGAGCCCCCCACUUCCCCCACCCAGGGCCUGGGGCCCCCAUUGGACCUGUGGCCCUGGGGGGAGGCUGGGAGGGCAGCCUUCCUGGGCCCCGCAGGCACCGGGCACUGUCGGCUGGAGCAGGGUGCCGGGACGGGGUCUCCCAUGAGAUGCACAGCAUGCUAGGCUGUGGGCCGGAGGGCUCGGGGAAGGACUCCACGUUAGUGUGAGCCCAGGGUCGGGGAUGGGGCUGGCGGCAGGCAGCAGGGAGAACGUGCUGGGGGGUCAGGUGCAGGCUUGCAGCAGAGCUCGAUUUCGUUCCCAGUUCAUGCCGUCCCUGGCUUUUGUCCCCACCAAGGUCGCCUCAUGGCACAAUAUGGCUGCCAGGCCUCUGGCCCUCACGCCUCACUCGCAGGGAAGGCAGCAGUCAGGGCUGGGUCAGCGCCUUCCGGAGGCCUUACCGGGAGGCCUGGGGCCUCGGUGGCGAGAGCAGGGUCCCGCGGCCACAUGUCCCUGCAGGAAGGGAGGUCGGCUUGGGUGGUGGUUCUCUGAAUGUCUCCGUCCGUUUUACAGAUGAGGACCCUGAGGCUCCGAGAGGCCAGUUCUGAUGGUCAGAGCCAGGACUGGCACCGGCCCCAUAAUCCUGUGACGCACACGUGCAAGUCCAGGCUCUGUGCUUCCCCGUUGCGCCCUCGGGCUGUGCCUUGGUUUCCUCAUCUGGACGGUGGGGAGGGAAGUGGCACCCAUCACCCAGGUGUCCCGUGGCCUCGGUGCCUUCUCUGUCUCAGGAGACGAGGACGGGAUUGGGGGGCUGAUGGGCAGUUUCUGGGCUUGAAGGGGUGUGUGUGUGACAGGACCCACAAGUAAAGCUCGACCACCCAUUGUCUGCGCCUCCUGCUGCGUUGGGGCUGCCCAUGGCCAGGCUGCUGGGUGGGCCGGGUAGGGUCUGGCUGACAGGAGCUGAGGGGCAGAGAUCCCAAGUUCCCAGUCUCCACACGUCGGAAUUCCCCCUCGGGCCUGGCCC